This is a messenger RNA of Copidosoma floridanum, 1764 nucleotides long. RefSeq lists its product as uncharacterized. The record is from RefSeq and is a predicted model, not a curated record. NCBI's taxonomy places the organism in Eukaryota, Metazoa, Arthropoda, Insecta, Hymenoptera, Encyrtidae.
CGGCAUUAUAUGGCUCAGUGUCAGGCGAGCCAGCAGCUUGCUCGCUAUUUCAUAUACACUUCCACUCUUUCUCCGAGCCUUUGUUGGCGUUGCUUCGUAUACGCGCUCGUUCUAUCCCACAUCGUGGUACCUACGUAGUUUUAACCGUACACCGUUGGUGCACAGAAGUCCACCCAGCACACGAAGCAAGGUCCAAAAUGACAAAUACGGGCACGGCGAUCGCCGUUUUUCUGGCGAUACUACUUGGCGCCUACAACGCGGAUGCCUACUCCAAAUAUGGCAGGAGCUGCAAGGACAUCGGGUGUCGAUCCAGCGAAGUAUGCGUGAUGGCCGAGGACCCCUGCACCAUCCAUCGGCCAGACUCGUGCGGUAGCUAUCCAACUUGCAAGAAAAUCAGCCAACCAGUGUCCAGCUCUUCGGGUGGAUCGACGAGUGGCCAGCAAUUGGGCACGGAAAUAAACAACAAUAACUAUCCGCCCCAGGUGCCGGCAGACCCGAGCGGCUCCCGCUACGCCAACUCGAACCCCUACGGCAACGCCAACGCACCACCGGCGGACGAGGUCAACCACCCGUACGGCAACCAUCCCAACAACAAUCCAGUCUAUCCGCCCUACCCCAGCAACAACAACCACAAUAACAACGGGUACCCGCCCUAUCCGAGCGGUAACAACAGGCCCGGCGCGCCCGUCGACCAGUACGGGUACCCGGUCUACCCGCCCACGCAGUACCGCCCCGAGCAGAGCAACAACCGUUACCCCAACGCCUAUCCCCAGCACAACAUGCCCCAGCACAGUCCGGGCUGGGGCAACGGCUACCCGAACACGAUCCACCGAAGGAACGGCGCUGCCCUUUCCACCGUUUCCAUCCUGGCUCUCCUCGUGCCCCUAGCUCUGGCCGUUCUUGGCUGCAGGUUGAUAGCGGCGUAGGUGCCAUCACCUGAAAUGGCAAACGAGCGUCUUUUCGAUCGCAUUCGCGUGUUGUACAUAUAUAUAAGGAGUAUACCCCAAUCGCGCGAGGACUCGGUGCGUUAAUCGUGGCGGGUCAUACCUACCGAGGGAGCGAACGUUUUUUUGUUUUUCCCUCCAAGGCGCAACAGCCCGAAAUCGAAUCGACUGGUGUUACGGUCCGUUCCAUGCCUUCUCUACUUUUCGGGGGAUUUUUACCAAACGGUUUCGAUCAAUAGAUCCUAAGAAAGUAACAUUUAGUCUUAUUUCUCUACCAAAAACUUUGACAUGCUUGUGUAUGACAAUCUAGUGCGUGAGAUUAUAUAUGUCAUUUCGGCGUUUUCGAAAUUAACUGUUUAAUCAAAUUUAGCGAUAAUAUAUACGUGUGUGUGUGGUUACGAAAGGGCUUGGAGAUUGUCCCUGCGAGUAAAAUAAUUUUUUCAGUCAAAGAGAAAUGUAACAUAAUAAUAUAAGUAUAUUUAUAAUGCGUAUACCAAUUCCUGUACUCAAAGAGCGCAUGUGCCUUAAUUGUUUCGAGAUAUUUUGUACGUAUUAUUUUCAAAACGACGGAUGACGCCCUUGAGAUUCCUUUUAUGGGGACGACACGUAAUAUCACCCCUAUCGAAUCAGUGCUGUAUGAGUGUCGAGUUUCUCUUUGUAUCGUUGAGCUCAAAUUAGUUGUACGAAGACUCCAGUAUUACAUCUUCCAUUAUUAUGCAUUUUCGUUCUUUUUUUUGUUUUUUUAUUUUAGCUGCAGUGCAAUUGUAUACGUUAACUAUGGUGAAAAAACUAAGAAAAAUAAUAAACAAUUUGAAUCCUA